AUGACCUGUGGAUCAGGAUUCUGCGGCCGCGCUUUCAGCUGCGCCUCAGCCUGCGGGCCCCGGCCCGGCCGCUGCUGCAUCACCGCCGCCCCCUACCGCGGUAUCUCCUGCUACCGUGGCCUUCCUGCGAACUUUUUGCGCGGCCGACACUCCAUCUGCGGUGGCUUCCGCGCUGGCUCCUGUGGACGCAGCUUCGGCUACCGCUCCGGCGGUGUGUGCGGGCCCAGCCCCCCCUGCAUCACCACCGUGUCCGUCAACGAGAGCCUCCUGGCGCCCCUCAACCUGGAGAUCGACCCCAGCGCCCAGUGCGUGAAGCAUGAGGAGAAGGAGCAGAUUAAGUGCCUCAACAGCAAGUUCGCGGCCUUCAUCGACAAGGUGCGCUUCCUGGAGCAGCAGAACAAGCUGCUGGAGACCAAGUGGCAGUUCUACCAGAACCGCAAGUGCUGCGAGAGCAACCUGGAGCCGCUGUUCAUGGGCUACAUCGAGACGCUGAGGCGGGAGGCUGAGUGCAUGGAAGCCGACAGCAGGAGGUGUGGCCACGCUGCCCGGGGCAUAGGCUAUAUUCAGGAGGUCCGGGAGGAACACCGUCUCAGGUACGAGGAGGAGGUGACUCUAAGGGCAGCAGCUGAGAAUGAGUUUGUGGCUCUGAAGAAGGACGUGGACUGCGCCUACCUGCGCAAGUCAGACCUGGAGGCCAACGCCGAGGCCCUGACCCAGGAGAUCGACUUCCUGAGGAGACUGUACGAGGAGGAGAUUCGCGUUCUCCAGUCCCACAUCUCAGACACCUCAGUCGUGGUCAAGAUGGACAACAGCCGCGACCUCAACAUGGACUGCGUCAUUGCCGAGAUCAAGGCCCAGUACGACGACAUUGCCACCCGCAGUCGGGCCGAGGCCGAGUCCUGGUACCGCAGCAAGGUGAGCGCCUAGGACGCCUGCCUCCCGGACAUCAACGAGCGGAACCGCAUGAUCCAGAGGCUGACGGCCGAGGUGGAGAACGCCAAGUGCCAGAACUCCAAGCUGGAGGCCGCGGUUACCCAGUCUGAGCAGCAGGGCGAGGCAGCCCUCACUGACGCCCGCUGCAAGCUGGCCAGUCUGGAGGAGGCCCUGCAGAAGGCCAAGCAGGACAUGGCCUGCCUGCUCAAGGAGUACCAGGAGGUGAUGAACUCCAAGCUGGGCCUGGACAUCGAGAUCGCCACCUACAGGCGCCUGCUGGAGGGCGAGGAGCAGAGACUGUGUGAAGGUGUUGGGGCUGUGAAUGUCUGUGUGAGCAGCUCCCGAGGCGGGGUCGUGUGCGGUGAUCUCUGCACCUCCGGCUCGCGGCCCGUGACCGGCAGCGCCUGCAGCGCCCCCUGCAGCGGGAACCUGGCAGUGAGCACUGGCAUGUGCGCACCCUGCGGUUCUGUCACUUCGUGCGGCCUGGGCACAGCUGGUGUGGGCUCCUGUGGCAUCAGCUCCUUUGGCGUGGGAUCCUGCCAUCUCAGCCGGCCCAUCCCUGGCUCCCAGAACAAGAGUUCAGCUACUUCUACGCUUCGAAGGAUCCCUCCCACUUCCAGCCUCUUCUUCUGCGUGAUCCCCUCCUCCUUGACUCUGCUGCCCCGCACAGGGAAAGGUUGCCCCCAAAAGAGACUGUGUGAAGGUGUUGGGGCUGUGAAUGUCUGUGAGUACUUGGGGCCCAGUGAAUCGAUUUACCCUGACCCGGUGAAGGAGGGCAGACAUCUCAGCCGGCCCAUCCCUGGCUCCCAGAACAAGAGUUCAGCUACUUCUACGCUUCGAAGGAUCCCUCCCACUUCCAGCCUCUUCUUCUGCGUGAUCCCCUCCUCCUUGACUCUGCUGCCCCGCACAGGGAAAGCUCCAGGUUGGGCAGAGGGAGGUCAGCCAGCAGACUUUGUAGAGCCUUCUGUAAAGGUCCUCAACAUCCUUCCAAAGAACUCAACGCCAAUAAAGAGCUCUACUGCGGAGUCCCGGCAGAGGACUGCCGGGGUUCCGCCCCCGAUGUGCGGCGCACCGCCGGCUGAGCUGACUAGGCAUUCCAGGCCCCAUAAAGCGCGGGCGGGAGGUGAACGCCGUUUUAUGGGGGGUGGCGGGGCGACCGGGCCCGCUUUGAUUCCCGGCUCCACGAGGCGCGAGGCCGAGCCCUCCAAGCUCGUAAACGCCUGGGCCGUGAGCUCCCUCCUCGGGCCCCGGGGCCGCCAUAUAAGGCUCAGCUCAGGCAUCGCGAUCCAGUCGCUCGCCACUGCCCACGCCGCCAACUAUGACCUGUUUCUCCUCCCGUGCAUUCAGCUGCGCCUCGGCCUGCGGGCCCCGGCCCGCCCCCCCUGCAUCACCACCGUGUCCGUCAACGAGAGCCUCCUGGCGCCCCUCAACCUGGAGAUCGACCCCAACGCGCAGUGCGUGAAGCAUGAGGAGAAGGAGCAGAUCAAGUGCCUCAACAGCAAGUUCGCGGCCUUCAUCGACAAGGUGCGCUUCCUGGAGCAGCAGAACAAGCUGCUGGAGACCAAGUGGCAGUUCUACCAGAACCGCAAGUGCUGCGAGAGCAACCUGGAGCCACUGUUUGAGGGCUACAUCGAGACGCUGAGGCGGGAGGCCGAGUGUGUGGAGGCCGACAGUGGGAGGCUGGCCUCAGAGCUCAACCACGUGCAGGAGGUGCUGGAGGGCUACAAGAAGAAAUAUGAAGAGGAGGUAGCACUAAGAGCCACUGCAGAGAAUGAAUUUGUGGCCCUAAAGAAGGACGUGGACUGCGCCUACCUGCGCAAGUCAGACCUGGAGGCCAACGCCGAGGCCCUGACCCAGGAGAUCGACUUCCUGAGGAGACUGUACGAGGAGAACCGCAUGAUCCAGAGGCUGACGGCCGAGGUGGAGAACGCCAAGUGCCAGAACUCCAAGCUGGAGGCCGCGGUGACCCAGUCUGAGCAGCAGGGCGAGGCAGCCCUCACUGAUGCCCGCUGCAAGCUGGCCAGUCUGGAGGAGGCCCUGCAGAAGGCCAAGCAGGACAUGGCCUGCCUGCUCAAGGAGUACCAGGAGGUGAUGAACUCCAAGCUGGGCCUGGACAUCGAGAUCGCCACCUACAGGCGCCUGCUGGAGGGCGAGGAGCAGAGGCUGUGUGAGGGCGUUGGUGCUGUGAAUGUCUGUGUGAGCAGCUCCCGGGGCGGGGUCGUGUGCGGAGACCUCUGCGUGUCGGGCUCCCGGCCUGUGACCGGCAGCGUCUGCAGCGCCCCCUGCAGCGGGAACUUGGCAGUGACCACUGGCAUGUGCGCGCCCUGCGGCCAGAGCUGCGGAAGUGGCCGCUCUGUGCGGUUCGCGUAGAGCCCCCAACUUUGCAAGACGCUGCUCCGAGCCCACUGCCCCUGCCUCCCACCUUGGUUCCGGAGCUCCGAAGGCCCCUGGAGCUUGCGCCCCUCCCCACUUGUCUCUUCAUUUCUUCUCCUGAGGGCUCCUGUACAGGUCUGGCAGCUCUCCCCCACCCCCAGGUGUCUAAAUGAAAGGCUUCCUACCAGCCCGGGGCAGAGACCCAAUCCCAACUCGGGCUGCUCUGGAACUUGGAUGUCUGUGGCUUCUGAGGGGUAGACUGGUCCCAGGGCCCCUGGGGUGUGGACGUGCUGUGAGCUGUGCCUCCCGGGCUUUUCAAACCGCCCCCAUGGGGCAAGGAUCUGUGGCUGCCUGGGCUCCCUCUCCCCUUCCUGGGUGCUUGGUCUCCACGUUUCCAAUAAAGCUCAAUAUGU
Messenger RNA from Tupaia belangeri chinensis (Chinese tree shrew), 3719 nucleotides. RefSeq lists its product as uncharacterized. The record is from RefSeq and is a predicted model, not a curated record. Gene Ontology annotation, biological process: DNA-templated transcription; intermediate filament organization; keratinization. NCBI's taxonomy places the organism in Eukaryota, Metazoa, Chordata, Mammalia, Scandentia, Tupaiidae. Gene Ontology annotation, molecular function: DNA binding; structural constituent of skin epidermis; DNA-directed RNA polymerase activity. Gene Ontology annotation, cellular component: keratin filament. The transcript has 25 exons.